This is a messenger RNA of Amorphotheca resinae ATCC 22711, 891 nucleotides long. RefSeq lists its product as hypothetical. NCBI's taxonomy places the organism in Eukaryota, Fungi, Ascomycota, Leotiomycetes, Helotiales, Amorphothecaceae. The coding region runs from base 1 to 891 and encodes 296 amino acids. The transcript has a single exon. The record is from RefSeq and is a predicted model, not a curated record.
AUGGAUCAUCCACGUCUCUCCAGUCCUCAAUGCGAGUCGCAGUCUGAUGCAUCAUCAGGCAUCGGCUAUCCUGCAUACUUCCUCGAAGGGUUCCCAGAAGGAACUGAAAUUCGUCAGUUUACCAAUAUCCUCAGCGUCCGCAAGAGAUCGCAUGACCGUCAUAUCGCGCUUCUGCAGGACAAGACUCAAAAUCCCUUCUUGAUCUUCACGGACGUACCAGACAGCGAAUUUUUGAAGAUCUGUGAAAAAACUCCACGGACUAGCCGAACUACGCGGAUACUUUACAGCUGGAAGACGCAUACGCUAAUCCUCAAGAUAAUGCCUUACAUAGCACACGAGACAGCAAAGGAAGAGCUCAAAUUAUGUAUCGGCAUACAAAUCACCACAAUGGGUUUGGGUGGUGAGCUAUAUCCCAUUGGACAAACAACUAUUCGGUUUGGCGACUUUACGAAAGAACCUGAUGGUGGCUGGGCACGAUUGUCACAGAAUCCAAACCCAAGCUUUGUUCUAGAAAUUGGACUAUCUGAAUCGUCUGGUCGGCUUGUGCUUGAUGCUCGAGGGUGGCUGGAGUCAACCGGCUCAACAGUCCAAAUUGCCGUCACGAUAAUGGUCAAUCGGAAGAAACCAGAAAUCGUCGUUCAACGUUGGGAAAUCGUACCCCGGGUGUAUUCUGUGAGAACUCGAGCAUCUCAUCCGCCAGCUUCUUGCACCCAAGAAGUCAGAUCGCAUUAUUUAAAUCAGACAAUAUUGGUUACUGGAGGCUUGGUUAUACCCUUCAACAAAGUGGUGGGCCGGCCAGCAAAUCAACCCCUAGAACAAGAUUUUGUUAUUACUCGACAAGACCUUGAAGAUCUCUCGAGAAAGGUGUGGACCGUGCAAAAGUUCCUAUAA